UUGAACUUUUCUCAAUCCAAUAGCUAGUUGGUUGGUUGGAUUGUUCUUUUUUUGAAACAUAACCUUAAUAGAAUACAGAAAAAUAAAAUAUACCACCAAGUUUUGAGUUCAUUAAAAGCCAGAAAAUUUUGGAUCAAAACUAAUUUGAUGGGCAAAAACAACAGCAAAUGAAAUUAAUUUGUUUUUACCAUAAAAGUAAAAAUUUUGUUAGUGAAGUCAUUCAAAUUCCUUUUAGAAAUAAGGAAAAGUUAUUGGAGUGUUAUAAAGGAACUUUAAUAAUGUCAGAUAGAAUAAUGGAAACAUCUCAAUUUAUAAAUGGGAUAGCAAUUCUCUUAUCUUUUUAUGUAGGAUAUAAAUAUGGUUUGAAAUUCAAAGAUAAAGUGGACACAGAAGGAAGAAAAUUUUUAAAGUUUCGACCAGACAAUAGGAACUAUAAAAUGCUUUUAAUUGUAAGAAAUGAUCUAAAAAUGGGCAAAGGUAAGAUUGCUGCUCAGUGUGGUCAUGCUGCAGUGGAUGCAUAUCAAAAAGCAAAAAGACGGAUUCCGGAUAUUGUUAAUCAAUGGGAAUGCACGGGUUGUGCAAAAGUAGCGCUUAAAGUAGAGAGCGAAAAGGAAUUAAUGGAUAUCAAAAAAGCUGCUGAAAGUAGAAAUUUCAUAACAAGUUUGAUUCGAGAUGCAGGACGCACUCAAAUUGAACCAAACACAAAAACAGUUUUAGCUGUAGGUCCAGAUAUAGCCGAUGAAUUAGACAAAGUGACUGGACAUUUGCGUCUUUUAUAAUUUUUUGGAAAUUUAAUAUUUAAAGUUAAAAUAAAUUAUUCAAUUUUGCAUUUAGAUAA
This is a messenger RNA of Condylostylus longicornis, 838 nucleotides long. Its product is annotated as probable peptidyl-tRNA hydrolase 2. The record is from RefSeq and is a predicted model, not a curated record. NCBI's taxonomy places the organism in Eukaryota, Metazoa, Arthropoda, Insecta, Diptera, Dolichopodidae. Gene Ontology annotation, molecular function: peptidyl-tRNA hydrolase activity. Gene Ontology annotation, cellular component: mitochondrion; cytosol. The transcript has 3 exons. Bases 168 to 779 code for a protein of 203 amino acids.